GCAGAACUGAGGCGUGAGGCUCCGUAAGUGCCCCCGAGUGGCUUCAAUUUCUGUCCUUAACGAAAGAUAACAAAAGAAAUGCAGGAACGCCUGUCCUAGAAAAAAACAUGCAGAAGAAAGAGAAAGAUCCAUGCCGUAAACAUGAGACGGCAGUGCCAAAACUUCCAGUCCCGCCACUGCAGCAGACCUUACGCAUGUACCUACAGUGCAUGAAACACUUGGUUCCGGAGGAGCAGUUUAGAAAGACCAAGGGCAUUGUGGAGCAGUUUGGAGUUGCAGGAGGUCUGGGGGAAUCUCUGCAGCAAAUCCUCGAGGAAAGGAGGGAGAAGACAGCGAACUGGGUGUUCAGCUACUGGCUGGAUGACAUGUACCUCAACAACCGCCUGCCUCUUCCAGUCAACUCCAGCCCAGCAAUUAUCUUUGCUCGUCAGAAUUUCAAGGAUGUAAAUGACCAGCUGAGGUUUGCCGCCAGUCUCAUUUCAGCAGUGCAAGACUAUAAAGCUUUACUGGACACCCAUGCUUUACCUGUUGAUUUUGCUCAUGGACAGCUGUCCGGUCACCCCCUCUGUAUGAAGCAGUACUAUGGACUCUUUUCUUCCUAUCGUCUUCCAGGACACACCAAAGAUACCCUCGUGGCCCAGAAAAGCAGCGUAAUGCCAGAACCAGAGCACAUUAUUGUUGCUUGUAACAAUCAGUUUUUUGUUUUGGAUGUUGUCAUUAAUUUCCGUCGUCUCAGUGAGGGAGAUCUUUUCACUCAGUUACGAAAGAUAGCCAAAAUGGCAGAGAGCGAAGAGGAACUGCUGCCUCCCAUUGGCCUGCUGACAACAGACGGAAGGACAGAGUGGGCAGAGGCCAGGACGAUCCUUAUGAAAGACUCUACCAACCGCGACUCCCUCGACAUGAUGGAGCGGAGCGUGUGCCUGGUGUGCCUGGACGGCCCCGGCGGGGCGGAACCCAGCGACACCACCAUGGCUUUGCAGCUGCUGCACGGCGGGGGCUGCCGCAGCAACGGGGCCAACCGCUGGUACGACAAACCCAUGCAGUUUGUGGUGGGAAGAGAUGGAGUCUGCGGAGCGGUGUGUGAACACUCCCCUUUCGACGGCGUCGUGCUGGUGCAGUGCACUGAGCGCCUGCUGGAGCACACGAAAGAAAGCUCCAAGAAAUUAGUCCGAGCUGAUUCCGUGAGCGAGCUUCCUGCUCCCCGAAGACUAAGAUGGAAAUGUUCCCCCGAAAUUCAGGCACACUUGGCAUCAGCAGCAGAAAAACUCGAAAGGAUAGUGGAAAAUCUGGACUUUAUCGCCUACAAGUUUGAGAGCUACGGGAAGGAGUUUAUUAAGAAACAGAAGUUCAGCCCCGAUGCCUACAUUCAAGUGGCGCUCCAGCUGGCCUUUUACAGACGCCACAGGAGACUUGUCCCUACCUACGAAAGUGCUUCCAUACGCCGAUUUGAUGAGGGCAGAGUCGACAAUAUUAGGUCUGCUACCUCGGAAGCAUUUGCUUUUGUAAAAGCAAUGACUGAUGACAAGACAGCUCUAUCGGAUUCUGAGAAGAUGCAGAGAUUUAAGGAUGCAAUUGCCGCUCAGACUAAUUACACUAUUCUGGCUAUUACUGGAAUGGCGAUAGACAACCACCUGCUGGGGCUCAGAGAGGUGGCACGGGAGCACCUGAAGGAACUGCCAGAGAUAUUCACGGAUGAGACGUAUCUGACAAGCAACCGAUUCAUCCUCUCCACCAGCCAGGUUCCAACCACUAUGGAAAUGUUCUGCUGCUAUGGGCCUGUGGUGCCUAACGGCUAUGGGGCAUGCUACAACCCCCAGCCAGAGCAUGUGUUAUUCUGCAUCUCAAGCUUUAAAGACUGUAAAGAAACCUCCUCGGAUGCGUUUGUGAAAGCCGUGGAAGAAAGUCUCCUAGAAAUGAGAGAUCUGUGCAGCAAAUGCAACUCUACUCCGGCCAAGUCGAACCACGGAGCAGCCACGGAGCUGCAGAGCGACUCCAGACGCUGAGAGCCCGUGGGAAUUAUUCUCCUGAAUCCACCUCAAGAAGAAGCAGUGACAUAGUUGUUCAAAGGCAAGAUAGUACUAUAAUAUAUUCGUGUAGAACAAAAAUGCCGUUUGUUUUACAUUGCUGUCAACAUUCAACCCCUGUACGUACUAAAUCUCCCACUGCUCGCUUGAGAGUCAGCAGAAAGGGUUUGGUCUCGUGGCUGAAAUGGAGUUGGAAGUAAUAGGAGUAGGUGUCGUACUCCCAGUUCUAACCAGAAUUACCUUAUGCCAUUUUAUCACCUCAAAAAUUAAGUUCCUAUAUGCCAUGAAUUAAAUACUAAAGCACACCAGUUAAUGAAUAUUCCCUGCAAGUAGUUCUAAAAUAUUCACAUCUAUUCCUGCAAGAUUUGCAUGUAAAGAAGAAAAAAAAAAAAAAAACCACAAAAAACAAGACAUUUCCUACAUGGGAAAAGUUCAGAAUAACGUUAUAAAUAAUAGGCUGAUGCCAUUAAAUCUUGAAAAUUUGCAUGAAGAGUAUUUAAUAGCACCACGCUGUCUAGGCUGUGAGAAGAACAGAUCGUUUUUAAGAGGAGCUGUUGCGUGUUUUCACAAGCAGAGUUUAGGAAGGUUGCACUGGUGUUUGCAUGUUCCCCAAUUCAGAAAUGCUGCAGAGCUAAUUUCGCCUUUGCUCUGCCUUGCGCUGGCCUCGAGCGCAGCCCCGGUUUGAGAGCAGCGUGUUGGAGGCGAGAUCCAUCGCAGAGAACUGGGAGAAUUUGGUCUGUAAUGGAUUGACUUAAUUAUUUCUAUCAGUGAGGAGAAUCCAGCCUGACAGAGAGGCAAAGUGCAAUUCAAUCCUACUUGAGACCGUUUUUGUUUGCACAAGGAUGAGUUCAGUCCCCGGGACUAGCAGCAGAGUGUGUGCAACCACAGACAGUCAAGGAGCAAUAAAUAACGAGAACGAAGAGGCAAACCUGCAAUAUAAGGCAGUCUCCACGCUAGAGCUAUAAAUACCAGUUUAGUACUGUUACUCGCAUCCGCCCUGCAUCAUCCCACCUGGGUGGGAUUCAUAUUUUAUGGUUUUUAACGGUAGAUGGAAGGCGUCAUGGUUUGCAAUCUACAGGAAAUUCGAUCAGGAAAAUAACGUAGCAUCCGCUAAUUCCCCUGUUCCGUGAAUGUUAUCCCCAGGGGGUUCCAGGAUCUCUUUCAUUCCCUACAGAUCCUUCCAAGGACUGGUAUUUCCGUUCCUCUUCUGGAGCUGAGUCCGUUGCCUUGCUGCGGGGCGCUGAGCCGUCGCCGUGAGGACACGGCCCGCUCCUGAGCGGGGCAGGCGGCAGCGCCCAGCAGCCUGGCAGGGGACUGCUCCUCGCCCUGCGGAACGCGAGAUGUUUCUUCUUCCUCUGUAGGCUGAACAAUCCCAGACUCGCACUCUCAAGCCUAAAAGUCGGAGAAUAGAUUUAUCCCGGUGAACUAGAGUGCAGGUAUGUGUCUGCCUAAGAGCUCUCGACAGGAUUCUGUAGGUUACGUGGGUCCGUUCUCAUUUUGCUGUCCCCUCGGAGAUGCACAGAUGCAAUCCAGCUGGGUUGGGGCUGGAUCUGCUGGGGGAGGGCUGUCCACAUCCCCCGCAGGGAAGCGCAGUGGGCCCGAUGACCAACGGGAACAAGUCAGCUCUGCUGGAGCAAAUCGACUGUGACGAUUUACAGUGAUUGAGAGCUGGGCUCUUUAUUCUUUUUUUUAAAAGUUAAUGCAUUCAUUUAAAAAUAUCUAUGUUUUGUUAGUCCAUGAGCUGUGGUUCAAAUCAAAGAUGAAAUCUAUUUUUAGAUUAUAUAAAUAAUGUUGUGGCAUAAAAGCUGCCCCAAAGUUUAAAUGUAAAUAAAAAUAAUAAUUUUAAAAAAAUCAAGAAACCUGUUAG
Messenger RNA from Athene cunicularia (burrowing owl), 3891 nucleotides. RefSeq names its product choline O-acetyltransferase (gene CHAT). The coding region runs from base 108 to 2003 and encodes 631 amino acids. Gene Ontology annotation, molecular function: choline O-acetyltransferase activity. Gene Ontology annotation, cellular component: cytoplasm; neuron projection. The transcript has 15 exons. NCBI's taxonomy places the organism in Eukaryota, Metazoa, Chordata, Aves, Strigiformes, Strigidae. Gene Ontology annotation, biological process: neuromuscular synaptic transmission; acetylcholine biosynthetic process. The record is from RefSeq and is a predicted model, not a curated record.